UGAUGACGUCACAGUUCGGGCUGUCGCAAGAAAUUCCGAGUCUGCUGAUGUCUCUGACUCGCGGCAAUAUCCUCGUCCUCGCAAUCAAGAACGACGGGGCCCUCAACCUGACUCCGACGGCGCGCUCUCUCCUCAAGUCGUUUGGUGUUAAGGCCGCCCACACUCUCCGCUUCCGCAAUAACCUAGCGUGGGUAGGGACCGUGGGCGGGAAGGCCUGGGGGGAGGCCACGACACCCGACGUCGACGAAAGGGGGAACUACGGAGUCCUGUGGUCCUCUCCUGUGCUCCUCGACGUGCAGGUCCCUCGACGUCCUUCGGAGUCCUCUUGUUUCCCAACGGACGAGCCCCGAGAAAUCGCCAGGGCCUCCUUCUGCGAUCGCUACGACGGGUACGGGAACCUGUGCUCCUGCGAGAACCCAGCUCCUCUCACCUAUCACCCACCUGAGGUCAGGAGUAAUUAUUACAACAGUGCGAUAUGUCCGUAUCUUGAACUAUGUAUAUCUUUUAAACGAGUGUAAUAGAAGGAAGCCAUGGUAAC
Penaeus monodon (black tiger shrimp) is the source of this 538-nucleotide messenger RNA. RefSeq names its product protein O-linked-mannose beta-1,2-N-acetylglucosaminyltransferase 1-like. Bases 3 to 518 code for a protein of 171 amino acids. The transcript has 3 exons. Gene Ontology annotation, molecular function: beta-1,3-galactosyl-O-glycosyl-glycoprotein beta-1,3-N-acetylglucosaminyltransferase activity. Gene Ontology annotation, biological process: protein O-linked glycosylation via N-acetylgalactosamine. Gene Ontology annotation, cellular component: Golgi membrane. The record is from RefSeq and is a predicted model, not a curated record. Lineage: Eukaryota; Metazoa; Arthropoda; Malacostraca; Decapoda; Penaeidae.